Messenger RNA from Eufriesea mexicana, 2997 nucleotides. RefSeq names its product reversion-inducing-cysteine-rich protein with kazal motifs (gene Reck). The coding region runs from base 120 to 2975 and encodes 951 amino acids. Lineage: Eukaryota; Metazoa; Arthropoda; Insecta; Hymenoptera; Apidae. Gene Ontology annotation, cellular component: plasma membrane. Gene Ontology annotation, biological process: extracellular matrix organization. The record is from RefSeq and is a predicted model, not a curated record. Gene Ontology annotation, molecular function: protein binding; metalloendopeptidase inhibitor activity. The transcript is spliced from 9 exons.
GCUCCAGUGCACUUCGUUUUUGCGCGAGUCCGCUUCCCGCCGACAUGCCAACUCUGUCACUAUCGUUCGCGAUCGUUAGUACAUUUCGCGCGCUGCUCGCCGUGUGUUAACAUGCCUCGAUGGGAUCAGUGAUCAUGGAUCUCGAGACUCGUCCGCGAUUUCGCAGAAACGCGCGGUGUUCCACGAUGCUGGUGAUCGGUUCGCUGACGACGAUGUUCGCGGUCAUCGUUGUCGCCAAUCCUUUCCUCGACGCCGCGCAAGAAAUGUCCUGCUGUUCCUUGGCCGCCGGAUCUUGUCGCAGUGUCUGCUCCAAAAUCUCUCUGGUAGUGCUGGGUGCAGACGCAGCGGCAAGGGACAACGCGACGCGACGUUUGCUGGAGUUCUGUUCCCUCGAACUGACAGAAUUCUGGGGCUGUGUCAACUCGACUUUAAACGAGGUAAAGAGACAUGAGAAUUGGACUGGAAGGGGUUGUUGUUACCUGGCGCAAAAUCCUAUAUGUCGAUCCACGUGCGCCCUAGCAGGAUCCAGAAGGGAUCUGAAUGAGUCCUGUCGACCAAGCGACGAGCCCGAAUUUUUCUCUUGCUUGGAAAGACGCGAGGAAGCCGAACACUGCUGCAGCAACGUGUCCAACGAUACCUGUCGAACCAUAUGUCAAGAUCUAUUCUACAAGCCCGGGAAAUUUUCAAAUCUAAAAUUCUACAGUAGCAAAGGGUGUUUCCAUCAGAUUCCAAAGUGUCUGAAAAACGUGGCUGAAGUGAAACAUGCCGAAGAUCCGAAACAACAUUUGCAUUGUUGCAAUGAGGCUACCACUUCGGCUUGUCUGGACACGUGCAAAAAGAUUCUGCAUACGGCGACAACCGAUCAAGAAAUCAUGGACGCGUUGACAGAAAAAUGCAGACCAGUUUUGCCUCAGUCACCGUUUUGGAGCUGCUUACUAAAGUCUGGUUCCUCAAAGCCAGCUCGUCUACCUCUAGAUGCGGGCAAAUUGUCGUGCUGCACCAAAGCAACCAAACCAUCGUGCCAGAAUUUGUGUUGGAGAGCGUUUCAAGCAGACUGGGAGUCCGCAUGGCGUCAGCUUGAUACCGAAUGCUUGUCAUCGAGUCUAGAGGGAGAACUGAGGCGGUGUCUCGAGGAUACCGAUGACCCUUGCGAAAUGGGUUGCUCGGGACUGUCCUAUUGCACUCGAUUCAACGACAGGUCAACGACACUUUUUAGGAGUUGUUCAGCCGCAACUGACGAGGCAGCUAAAUUGGAAGCUGAUCAUUGGUCCAGAGGCGGAAUCGUUCGAGGGUUGGGUGUGCCUGUCCGAGCUGCUGCUUCCUGCCCACCGGAAACUCUUCGCGCAGCUGCAUGCCUAUUGCAACUGAGACCUUGCGAAACUAGGAUUCACGAGACAAGACUUUGUCGCGAAGAUUGUUUAGAAUUGAUGGCUAGUUGCGUGGACUGGUCCGCUAUCACUGGUCCUCACACGGCUGCGACGUUAUGCGCAAAACUUUCACCACCUAGAUCUGACGCAUCUUGUGUUUCUCUAAGGCCAUUUCUAGAGGACCCUCAGGAUAACGAGUCCGUGGUACGUCUCGAGGAAGAUAUUAUGACUCCCUGCAAGAGUAAUCCUUGUGCUCAGGGCGAAAUCUGUCAGUUACUUCAUUAUGGACGACAAGUAUACCGUUGUGUGCCAGCUUGUUCUUUGGGAGAAAUGUCGAAACAAUUAGUACCUGUAGGAUCUUGGGUACAAAUUCCAAGGUACGACCAACAAGGCUGUCUACGAAUUUGCCAGUGCACGCUACACGGUUUGGAGAAGUGUAGAACGUUAAAUUGCUUUAAAUUCAAUUCCUGCUGGGUGCACGAUCGCUUCAUUGCUCAUAAAGCCAACUUCUAUCUGGAAUGUAAUCCCUGUCACUGUUUCGAGGGCGAGUUUACGUGUUCUAAGAAGAAUUGUGGGGAGAUACGAGUUCCUUCGUUACCCUGCGAUUGUCCGGCUCAUUACGUUCCAGUCUGCGGUAGAUUAGGCUUCACUUUUGCAUCCGGCUGUUUGGCAAAGUGUGCCGAGAUGUCCGCAAACGAGGUGGAAUUCGGCAGCUGUUCCUCUCGGGAUCCAUGCGCAUCCAAUCCUUGCGACAGCACGGAGAAAUGUGUCGUACGAACCAGAGUAUGCUUGUCCAGGCUCCAUAAACCUUGUCGCCAGUACCAAUGUGUUCCUCUCGAUUGUGAUCCUCGAGAUGAAACCAGUGGCCCAGUUUGUGACAGAGAAAACCGCCAACAUCGAUCAAUGUGUGCUAUGAUUAGAGCUGGAGCUAGUUUGGGAUACAGAGGACAUUGUCUGGAAGGAUGUACCUUACGUGGUCCGGUUUGUGGUGCCAAUGGAGAGGUCUAUGCAAACGAAUGUGCAGCUUGGGCAGAGAGGACAGUGGUGGAUUAUUUUGGUCCUUGCGUAGCUGUUGGAUUAAUAGGCGAUCAAGCGAAGCCUCGUUGUGGCGAUCUGGUGCAGUGUCCACGAUUGAUCGAGCCUUACUGCGUUGGGGUCACACCACCUGGUGCAUGUUGUCCAGUCUGCGGUGGAGCAGCUAAACUUUUUUAUUCCAAAAAGCAGUUGGACAGGAUAUACUACAUGAUGGACGAGGAUGUGGAUAAAGAUUCGGUUACGCUCGAGGUCCUUUUAUCUGCUCUAGCACGACAGAUUCAAGUGGCACAAUGUGUUCUUCGAGGAAUGAUGACGCCGGACCGUGAUAUAUUCAUCGUUGUACAGCCUACGUCGAAGAGGCCUUCGACACUGCAGUUACGGGCUUGCGUGGCUGAGACUGAGAAGCUAGUUACCAGAAUUUCGGAGAGAAGCCCAAGGAUCACGGCGGAAGUACCCUUAGGCGCGCUCACCAGAGCGGAAAUUGCUCAUAGUUACAUAUCAAGUGCCAUGACCAUUGGGGGAUGCAUUAUGCAGAUCUUUCUUGGAGUUUUCGUUUAUAUUAUAACUAUGUGAAGAUCGAAACAGAAACGUAUAG